AAUUAAUUAAUAAAUGGUAUUAAUUUAAAUAGAAUAUUUUAAAUUUUUAGAAAGAUUUUGUUAGAUUUAUUUCUCAAUAUUUUGUUAUAACUAAAAAUAAAAUUUAAAUUUACAAUUAAAAUUUAUUUAUUAUUAAUAUCCUUAUAUAUUGAAUAGAUUAUUAUUAAAUAAAUGUAUUUAUUGAAAUGGACCUAAUAAAAAUUAGUAUGAUUUUUUAUGGUAGAUAAAAAUGAUACUUCUCUUUUAAUAAAAAAGAUUUGAUAGAAGUGAUAUGUCGGUCUUAGACUUUUAGCUACAUACAAUGUUUGAUAUAAAAAAAGCUACAUAUAAUGCAUGUGAUCAGCGUUUUCCGAGUCAAAAUUUCUUUAUUUGGAGUUUAUGUAAUAACAAGACUUUUUCAACAUUUAAUUUGCGGCAUUUUAUUACAGUUAAAUCGUCGAUACAAAUUUUAUCAAGUUUUUCUUUCACAAUUAGGCUCAUUGUAAUUUGGGAAGAGUUUGGGUCAAUAAAACCAAUUCUAAGUAAUAAACCAAUAACCCAAUGCACUUUUGAUAAAAAUCUAUUCAUAUAGAUAUUCGUUAUUUUCAGAUUACACAAGAUUUCUCCCUCUAAUUAUAAUCCACUAUCAAAUAAACUUGUUUUCUUUUCUUUCUUAUACCCUUGGCAAUCAGAGUUCCUUCUUUUUUUGUAUCCCUAAUUCUUUUCAUCUAUAGAGUAAUAUUAAAAGUCACCAAAAUGAAAAUCAAACGAAGAAGCAAAUUUGAAGUGAGUAUUAAAAAUGAACUUAGAUAACUAAACCAAAGGUGUCUUUAAGCAGACAAUAUGUAUACUAAAUUUCCUAUGAUCUAUAUGUUAAUAUAUUUUACUAAAAAGGUAAAAUGCAUUACAUACAGAAAGUACUUUUAUGUUGCUGCGUGUCAACAAUGCGACAUAUACAUUUUUAAAAAUUAACAUGUAUAUUCAUUUUUUUAUAAAUAAGAUCUCAGAGUAUUAAUAUUUUUUUAUUAAAAAGGUAAAAUGGACGAAUAAAGAGGGAUAUAUAUUUAUUUUAGGUGUAUAAAAACACGGUAAAUUAUUGAAAUUAGUAUUAAAUAGAAAAAAAUUGAAAAAUCAAAUUAGAACAUUUAAGUGUGUGAUAUUUAUAUCUUUUAAUAAAAUAUCCAAGUGAACCAAUGUAUAAUAAAAACACCAAUGAAACCAUAUAGAAAAUUGAAAUGUUUAUCCAUUUAUAAUGAUUAUUAAUAAAAACGAUUAAAUAACAUAAAAUAUUUGAAGACCAAGAAGGAACAUAGAAUUAAAGGGGUGAUUGGUAAGUGCAUGGAUUUUAUUUUUUGUCUUUAGAAUAGUAGAUAUAAAUUUAUUUGCUGUAACUAUUUUUGAUGUAACUUUAUAAAGCAUUAUUUUUUUGCUCUAGAAAUAAAACUUUCUACAGUCUUUUUAUUUUAUUUUUCAGAGAUAUUUUGGUUGUAACUUUUUAAAAGAAAGGAAAGCAUGAUUGGUUGAUAUGUAUGACUUUAAAUUAAAUUUUGGACUUCUAGAGCAUCUACAGCCACAACCAAUCACCUCUUUAUUUUUACUAUUAUAAAUACCUAAUUAUUUGGAGGUGUAUUCAACAAGAAGAAAAUAUUUUUUUAAAAAUUAGGAUUAUUAAUAUGAAUUUAUUUUUCAAACUCGUCACAUUCAUAUUCCUAGUUUCUGUAGUUCAAUCUAUAGAAAGUGACAGAAAUGUGAAAUCAUUUAAGCUAAACGAGAAGAUUAUAUAUGAUUGUGUGGAUAUAUAUAAACAACCUUCAUUAAGCCAUCCACUACUCAAAAACCAUAAAAUUCAGAUGGAACCAUCUUUUUCAAGCUGGAAACCAAAAAGGCAAACAAAGAAUAAAAUUGAAAAUAGAAUAAGCAUCAACUGUCCAAAUGGAACAGUACCUAUACUAAGAAAUACAAAAGAAUAUAUCGCAAAUGCUAAGUACUGGGCUGAGAAACACUUCAACCCACUCACAGAAGAUAGUCCAGGGACACAUAUUGCUGGAGUUAGAUCACAACAUGAAGGUCCUUACCAUGGUUUAGCAGCUUGGAUGAGUGUGCAUGAUUUGAACAUUAGUAGGGACCAAGCUUCAUAUGCUAAUAUAUAUGUUGGCAGUGGAUACAACAAAAAAACUAAUUUUAUCCAAACCGGUUGGAUGGUAAAUCCAAGUUUAUUUGAUGAUGGACGCACAUGGAGUUACGGGUUUUGGAAGGGUGCCAAUGGAGCAGGAUGUUACAAUACAAUAUGUCCUGGUUUUAUUCAAGUGUCAACAACUGAUCCUUUAUCUGUUCCUUUUCCUUAUCCCCGGAAAGGAGAUAGGGCUGUUAAUCCUAGUAUUUCACAGGAUUAUGCAACCGGACAUUGGUGGACAAUACUCGUAAGAGCCACUAAAAAGGAUAUAAAGAUUGGUUAUUGGCCAAAAGAACUAUUUGAUAUCAUAGGUCGUAGUGUGGAUAUGGUUGGAGUCACGGGAGUAGUCCAAGCUUCCCCUUCUGGUAUUAGUCCACCAAUGGGCAAUGGUCAUCUGCCAACUCAAAAGGAAGAUGAAUCCGCACGUGUUAAAAACCUCCUCAUUGUAGACACUAAAUAUAAUUUCAUGCCUAGUCGCAAUUAUAAGCUAGAGAAGCUAUUAGACAACAACAAAUGUUAUGGAUUAAAAGAUGGAAAGAAACCAAUUUUCGCCAAAGAAUAUAAUCUGUUCACAUAUGGUGGACCUGGAGGAGAUUCUUGUGGAAUAUAAGCUUAUAAAACAGUCUCUUGUAUAUUACAAUAAAUAAUUGAGAUUUUAUGUUUCAUGUUUAAGUAUUAAAAUUUUAUUAUAUCUAUUUGAUCUAUUAUUAUUGUGGUGUAUUAAAGUUUAUAAGGAUUUUAUUUCUUAGUUAGGGGCCGGAUUUUUGCAUCAUGUGCAUAUAUAUUAUAUAUACAGUAUAAAUUCUAUUAAUUAAUACUCGAUAAAUUAAUAAAAAAUUUUGGUUUCAAGUUGGACUGGUUCAAAAUAUGAUAUGAAUCGAUAAAAUUAUAAGAUAAUAAUAUUUUAAAAAAUUCUAUAUAAUUAUAUGGUUCAAAUCAUAAAUUAAUACUUUUUGUAUAUAUACAUUUUACAUAAGUACAAACAAACAAUAGUAUAUUUGGUUUGUUUCACAAUAGAAUUAUCUCUAUAAUUUCUUAAUAUUUAUUAUAUUUUGCUAAUAUUUAGUAAAAUUACCUCUAGAUUUUUUUAACAUUUCCCUAUAUAUAUAUAUACACAGCGACAGGUUCGCUGAGAAACCCGUAACUCCAUUCGCUGAAACCCUUAACUCCUAGACGACACGGCCGUCUUAAUUCCUUAUGACACAGUGACACGUUCGUAUAAUUUUGAACAGCUUUGGGUGGGAUGGAUAGGCAAGUUACAUAUGCAUUUGGUAGUGAGCUAUGGACGAAAUCUGCUCUCUGUCCUAACUCACGCUCAGUUCUAUACACGUGACGGUUUAUCACGUGAAAGGAUCUUCAAAUUUAAUUUUCAUCAAAAUUACGAAAUUCAAUAAGACCCCUGAAACUCUUGACACAGAUUUCCUUGGUGAGAUCAUUCUGUAGUUGGGUUGUGAUAACUUGAAUGACAACGAAUCUUUUGCGUCUUUUUUUUUUUUUUUUUUGGUGUAAAUGUUAGAAUCUUUGCGUCUUUAAUUAAGUUAGUUACAUUCCGCAACCUCGAGCUCUUGGUGACGCCAAUUUCUAAGAUACGAAAAAAUUAUAGGAAAAGUAAUCAUAGAGAGGAGCCAACUUGGUUGACGACCAUAUAUAUAGAUACAGCGAGCGUUCUGACUAGGUCAAGGCGGGAGAGUAAUGGUUUACUUGGCUACCUACGUUCAUUCUCUUCAAAAGUCAGAACCAAAUAAUAAAAAUUAAGAUCCCAAAAUCCAUUUCUUUGUCACUAUAUGCACCAAAAGAACAAUAACUCAAGUGAAGAAGAGUAUUGAGGCAGAAAUAAUAAACACAGCCCCCCAGUAGAUAGAUUUAAUGGGGUUUCUCACUUAUUUACAUACAAAACCUUAAGAAGAAUCUUUUACCAAUAGACAAUCCACUGGAAACAAAAACCAAACCCCUCUAA
Messenger RNA from Brassica rapa (field mustard), 4109 nucleotides. RefSeq lists its product as uncharacterized. NCBI's taxonomy places the organism in Eukaryota, Viridiplantae, Streptophyta, Magnoliopsida, Brassicales, Brassicaceae. The record is from RefSeq and is a predicted model, not a curated record.